CUGGCUUCCAUGCCGUCCAUUCUCGACAGCGGCAACCGACUCUCUCUCCCCCACCCCCAUCUCCUCGACGACCCACUCCGCCCCUCCUUCCCCCCUGCUCCCCGCCCCUCUCGUGCCUCCGACCACCCUAUGCCGAUCGACGCCCACUCACACCCACCACACAUCGCUGUUGGUGGGUACAACCUCAUGGUUGCAGGUCAGCGCACGGGCAAGACCUCUUUCCUUCGUCUUCUUCUCGACACCAGCAACAUUUCCUGUGCAGCCACAAAAGACCAGCUUGCUUCCGUCGCCAAGUUCGUUCAGGGCUGCUCUGGCCACACCUCUCAUAUACGCCAUGCAUCCGUCAACGUCGACCUCGAACCCGACAGUUCUUCCUCCCCGCCUCAAACAAUUUCUAUGACUCUUGUAGAUACUCCCUCACUCGACUCGGCCGAUGAGUCCGCCUCGGACAUCACUCUGCAUGAAAUACUCAGGCAUGUCGACUCCCGCUACGCUGAGGGCCUCGACGAUGAGCGGAGGGCCCAGACCGGAGACAGUCACAUCCACCUGUGUAUCUACUUUCUAGACCCGGACACGAUCGUCCCCCCUUCCAUGUCCGCGCCACCGCCACCUCUUGUUAACCGCCCUCGCGCCAGCUCCUUCACCCGCUCAGAGCCCGAGCCUGUCAUCCUCGAGCCUCCUGUUCCUUCUCACCACCCCGUGCUCUCGCGGCCAACUCUCCCGCCACAGGAAGUAAACAUCAUACGCCGCCUCUCCUCCCGUGUCAAUGUCUUGCCGGUUAUUGCAUGCGCCGACACACUCACCAAUGACCGUCUGGCCGCU
Molecule: messenger RNA, 822 nt
Organism: Coniophora puteana RWD-64-598 SS2
Lineage: Eukaryota; Fungi; Basidiomycota; Agaricomycetes; Boletales; Coniophoraceae
Exons: 3
Biological process (GO): cytoskeleton-dependent cytokinesis
Cellular component (GO): septin complex; cell division site; septin ring
Molecular function (GO): GTP binding; GTPase activity; molecular adaptor activity
Source: RefSeq, a predicted model, not a curated record